CCAUCACUAUCAGUGUUUCGUUCUCAGUUUCAUAGUAGUUUCCAAACAAAGCAACCCUCGACUAGAAAAUGGGGAAGGAUGAUGCGGAGACGGUAGCUCUAAAGAAAGAACUGGAAGAUUUAAUCAAUAAAUGCAAGGAAGAUCAAAAGAAACAACAGGAUACAACUUUGGAAGAAACAUGCAGCAGUCUAGCAGAUGCUCCAAAAGUUAAAUUAUCUACGAAAAAAUUGCUAAAGGGGCAUAUCAACAAGGUGAAUUCGGUGCAUUUCAGUGGCGACAGUAGGCAUUGCGUGACAGGUUCUUUAGACGGAAAAUUAAUCAUUUGGGACUCAUGGACCGGAAACAAGGUUCAGGUGAUUCCAUUACGCUCAGCGUGGGUGAUGUCAGUAGCUUUUGCACCGUCCGGAAAUUUUGUUGCUUGCGGUGGUAUGGACAAUAUGUGCACUGUCUACGAUGUGAACAAUCGUGAUGCCACAGGAUCGGCCAAAAUAGUCCGAGAGUUAUUAGGAUACGAAGGAUUCCUUUCCUCCUGCAGAUUCUUGGAAGAUAAGAAGAUUAUCACUGGAUCUGGUGAUAUGAAAAUCUGUAUAUGGGAUUUAGAAGCGAACAAGAAAACGGCAGAUUUCCCCGCGCAUGCUGGAGAUGUGGUCAGCAUCAGUUUAUCACCAGAUAUGAAUACUUAUGUUACUGGAUCAGUAGAUAGAACAUGUAAACUAUGGGAUCUGAGAGAAGAGAAUGCAAAGCAAACUUUCUUUGGACAUGAAGCAGACGUUAACUCCGUUUGCUACCACCCUUCCGGACAAGCUUUUGUAACAGCUUCAGAAGACAAGACAGCAAGAUUGUGGGAUAUCAGAUCGGAUCAGCAACUAGCUACAUAUAAGCCACCAAAUUCGAACCCAGGAUUUACAUCAUGCGGUUUAUCCUUUAGCGGAAGAUUCAUAUUUUGUGGAAGUGAUGACAAUUCUAUCCAUAUAUGGGAUACUCUAAAGAAUCAAUACAAUGGUGUUUUAACGGGCCACGAGAACCGGGUAACAUCGCUUAGCGUUACUGGAAAUGGCAUGGCUGUUGCUACUUGUUCCUGGGACCAAAAUGUUCGAAUUUGGGUAUAAUCUGACAAAUUUGAAGAAGAGUGGAAAAGGAAUAAAAGAGAGGUCCUAUCUUUUGUUGAAAUGUUCUUCACUGAUAUUUUGCGUUCCCCAUGAAGUUUUUGAUACAGGAAAAAGUAGGUCUACAGGGUGUC
Molecule: messenger RNA, 1240 nt
Organism: Habropoda laboriosa
Lineage: Eukaryota; Metazoa; Arthropoda; Insecta; Hymenoptera; Apidae
Gene: Gbeta76C
Product: guanine nucleotide-binding protein subunit beta-2
Exons: 6
Coding region: 69-1109 (346 amino acids)
Biological process (GO): G protein-coupled receptor signaling pathway
Cellular component (GO): heterotrimeric G-protein complex; cytoplasm
Molecular function (GO): signaling receptor complex adaptor activity; protein binding
Source: RefSeq, a predicted model, not a curated record